CACACACACGACCACGCACGGAGCGUGCACGCGCCGUGUUUGCCGACACGGAUUCGAACUAUUAUUGUCGUUGAGCAAACAAAGCCGCGGAGGCUCGAGCCUCCCUCGACUGUUUGUGCGCUUUUACGCACAAGCUCCGAACGGAGAGGUCUUUUACGCGCACACGCACAGAGAGGAGGGUGCAUGACGCACGGCACAAUUACACGAGAGAAUAUCGGCAAGCGUGCACGCGCGUAAAUACCGAAAGAGAGCGAGGGAGAGUAAAGAGAUAAAAUGACAGGUUAGUGUUGGAGACGUUUGGAGACGAAGGAGCAGAAAAGAGGAUUUGUUGAUAAAUUCAGUAACUUGGAGAAGCUCCUCCUCCUCCUGAUGUCGGAACCUCCUUAAUUACUAAUUUCUCCUGCAGCCACGCUCCCUCUCUCUCUCGCCCUCUCUCUCUCUCCCUCUCUCCCCCUCUCUCUGUCUGUCUCUUCUCUCUCUCCACUCCUCCAUCCAUGCUUCUCUCAUCCUGACCCUCCUUUCUCUCUCCUCGGUCUCUCUUUCGUUUCCAGCCCGGAUAACGGAGGAGGACGAGCUUGGAGUUCUCCUUCUUCUUCUUGUUAUUUUUUGUUUGUUAUUGUUUACUCCUGGUUUUGUGGGAGAGCCACCGGGCAUGGAGGAUGUAAAAGACCCGCCGACCGUCCACCGGUCCUCCUCCUUCAGCAUCAAGAGCCUCCUGCUGCCCUCCAAGUGCGACAGACCCGACUCCGUUGCCGCUGCCGCCGGUAUCCAAGGGACCUUCUCCCCCUCACCGGGCUCCGACUCGGAGAAGUCGCUGGACCCACCGGAGGUGGACUCCACGGCCGCGGCCCUGGACCCGGAGAAACCGGGCAAGGAGGAGCACGGGGACGAGGAGGGGGACGGAGGAGGAGGUGGAGAGGGGGACGGUGCCAAGGCGACGCAGGAGCAGAACAGUACCGGUACCAACAGCGGGAAAAACGGGAAAUAUGACAAACCUCCGUUCAGCUACAACGCCCUGAUCAUGAUGGCCAUCAGGCAGAGCCCCGAGAAGCGGCUCACGCUCAACGGUAUUUACGAGUUCAUCAUGAAAAACUUCCCGUACUACCGGGAGCACAAGCAGGGCUGGCAGAACUCCAUCCGCCACAACCUCAGCCUCAAUAAGUGCUUCGUCAAGGUGCCCAGACACUACGACGACCCGGGGAAGGGCAACUACUGGAUGCUGGACCCCAGCAGCGAUGACGUCUUCAUCGGGGGAACCACCGGGAAGCUCCGCCGGCGCUCCGCCACCUCCCGGGGCAAACUGGCGAUGAAGCGCGGGCUGCGCUUCGCUCCUCUCGGGUUGGGGAUUAACGAGCGGGCGAACAACCCGCUGUACUGGCAGAUCUCUCCGUUCCUCUCCCUGCACCAUCACCACCACCACCACCCGCACUACAACGGAUCCACGCCCGGCUUUUUGAACCAGGCUGCGGGCUACGGGUCGCUGCUGCCCGCGGUGGAGCAGCUGAGUAACGGGGACCUGGGGCGCUCCAUCCUCGGCGGGUCGGCGGGGGCGCUGGGCUUGACGAACAGUUACGGGAUGAGCACGUCGCCGGUCGGGCUGCUGUCCGGGCAGACGGCCGGGUAUUUUGUCUCAGGGACACAACACUCUUCAGCGGGGCCGCCGGGAGGAGGAGGACACCCGCCCCCGCCGCCGCACCUCCAGCAGGGCGCACCGGGGUACGGCGGCCUGGCCUCCGGCAGCUCGCCGCAGUCCCUGCUCUCAGACUCCCUCAGAAACAGCUCCAUACCGGCCUUCUCCCCGGGCGUGUCCGCGGGGUUCCCCGGGAUGCUGUCCCAUCAAAAGAGGGUGACUCCAAACGCUUUCCUAAACUGAACUCCCCCCC
Molecule: messenger RNA, 1883 nt
Organism: Hippoglossus stenolepis (Pacific halibut)
Lineage: Eukaryota; Metazoa; Chordata; Actinopteri; Pleuronectiformes; Pleuronectidae
Product: forkhead box protein G1
Exons: 1
Coding region: 653-1873 (406 amino acids)
Biological process (GO): regulation of transcription by RNA polymerase II
Cellular component (GO): nucleus
Molecular function (GO): DNA-binding transcription factor activity; sequence-specific double-stranded DNA binding
Source: RefSeq, a predicted model, not a curated record